Molecule: messenger RNA, 1365 nt
Organism: Drosophila persimilis
Lineage: Eukaryota; Metazoa; Arthropoda; Insecta; Diptera; Drosophilidae
Product: forkhead box protein N2-like
Biological process (GO): regulation of transcription by RNA polymerase II
Molecular function (GO): DNA-binding transcription factor activity, RNA polymerase II-specific; transcription cis-regulatory region binding
Source: RefSeq, a predicted model, not a curated record
AUGGCUACAUCGCAGUCCAGUCCGUCUGAGGAGGGCGGCAACAAGACCUCAAAGACCUCCUCCAACCUGCUCACCACCGGAGACGUCUCCACCAACACGAUCAAGCUGGCGCCCGGCAUCGGAGGCCUGACCUUCUCCAACAGCGCCGCCUACCAGAAGCUGAAGCACCAGUCGUCGGCCAAGUCAAUCAACGGUUCGUCCUCGAGUUCGGGCAACGGCAUGGUCCUGAAGCGGGAAGAGGCCUCCAAGCGCGGCCUGCUGCAGCAGGGGAGCACCACACCAAAGAGCAUCGCCUCGGCGGCCCAUUCGCCGCACCACCAGAUGCAGAGCAUGGGCUCGACAUCGUCCGGCUCGUCGCUGGCCUCCUCCUUGCCGCUCAGCAAUGGCAGCAACAACAGCAGCGGCAGUGCUGGUCUCGUCAAGCCGCUGCAGCAGAAGGUCAAGCUGCCUGUCGUGGGCAGCGCCCUUCCCAAGCCGGCCUACUCAUACUCCUGCCUCAUCGCGCUGGCCCUGAAGAACUCGCGGGCCGGCUCGCUGCCCGUCUUGGAGAUCUACAGUUUCCUGUGCCAGCACUUUCCCUACUUCGAGAAUGCGCCGAGUGGCUGGAAGAACAGGGCCACGAACGGCAAUCAGCGUAACGGCUGCCGCUGGGCCUUGAACCCGGAGCGCAUCACCAAGAUGGACGAGGAGGUGCAGAAGUGGUCGCGCAAGGAUCCACAGGCCAUUCGCUGCGCCAUGGUCUAUCGGGAGCAUCUGGAGUCGUUGGAGCGCGGCGAGAUGAAGCACGGAUCGGCCGACUCCGAUGUGGAGCUCGAUUCAACGUCGGAGAUCGAAGAAUCCUCCGAUCUGGAGGAACAGGACUUCGACGGCACCCUUGUGGAUGCGAUGCUCGUUGAGGAGGACGAAGAUGUCGUGGACGAGGAUGAGGACGACGAUAUGCUGGGCGAGUCCGAGGCCGAGGAAGAGCUACUCGCCAGCCACCCCGCUGCCAGCCAGUCGAGCCAUCACCUGCCCCUUGACCACGUCCUGCUCCGCUAGAAGGGCAGCGAUUUAGACAUUGAGAAGGCCGACGAACAACUGUACGAUGCCAUCGACAUCGAGGACGAUAAGGAGGCAGUGCGCCGCGCCAUAGCCAGCGGCCAAGGCACACAAAUCAUCGAGCUGAAUCCGGCCGAUCUUAAUGCGAACCACAACGGCUACCACCACCAGCAGCAGAAGGUGAAGCGUGCGCGUUUGGACAUCAACUAUGCCAUCGGUCCCGCCGGCGAGCAGCAGUAUGGCCAGAAGGUGAAGGUUCAGCAGCUGGUGCAGACACAGGCGCAGCCACAGAAACAACAGGCUAGCGUCAACCACAUAUGGUCAUGA